AUGCCUGCACACCCUGAUUCAGACCUUCAUCCCGAGGCCACCGGCCGUGCGAAGACACUCGUGGAUAGUCACCGUGGCCAACAAACACUGAAGCUUUACGCAGGAUGGUUCUGUCCGUUCGUCCAGCGAGUCUGGCUCGCCCUUGAAGAAAAGCAAAUUCCAUACCAGUAUAUCGAGGUCAAUCCAUACAACAAGCCCAGAUCUCUUCUCACUCUGAACCCUCGCGGGCUAGUUCCAACUCUUCAAUGCCCGACCGAGUCGGGACCACGUCCACUCUACGAAUCGACCGUGAUUCUGGAGUACCUGGAAGAAGCCUAUGCAGACCACACGCCGCAAUUUCUCCCGAAAGAUGCCUAUGAGCGAGCUCGUGCUCGCAUCUGGAUGGACUAUGUCACCUCACGCAUCAUCCCCGCAUUUCAUCGAUUCCUGCAGUAUCAAUCGACCGAAGAGGAUGACGACAGCGGUGCGGGGAAACAUGCGGGGUUGCAGCAGAUGCGACAGGAGUUCCUUAAUCACCUCAAGACUUGGACCACUCAGAUGCAUUCGGAGGGUCCUUUCUUUCUAGGAUCUGAAAUCAGUCUACCUGAUUUGGUGCUUGCACCGUGGGCAGUCCGGCUCUGGGUGUUUGAUGAAUUCAAGAGUGGCGGAACGGGACUCCCAGAGGAAGAGCAAGGUGGAGAGGAUGAGAAAGUCUGGGCUCGAUGGAGGAAAUGGCUCUCUGCCAUUGAGAGUAGAGAGAGCAUUCAGAACACUACCAGCGAGACGAAGCAUUACAUGCCGAUAUACAAGCGAUAUGCCGAUAAUACCGCACAAAGUGAGUUAGCCAAGGCUACUCGGGCUGGUCGGGGUGUGCCUUGA
Penicillium diatomitis is the source of this 858-nucleotide messenger RNA. RefSeq lists its product as uncharacterized. The coding region runs from base 1 to 858 and encodes 285 amino acids. The record is from RefSeq and is a predicted model, not a curated record. Gene Ontology annotation, cellular component: cytoplasm. NCBI's taxonomy places the organism in Eukaryota, Fungi, Ascomycota, Eurotiomycetes, Eurotiales, Aspergillaceae. The transcript is spliced from 3 exons.